AUGAUCCAUGAGGCUGUACAAGAAAGAUACCACAACCCUUCUUCAUAUCAAUUUCGUCGAAUAGCUUCCAAGACCGUGGUAUCAUUUGGCCCUGAUGACCCGGAAAACCCAGUAAAUUGGGGAAAGGGAAAGAAAUUUUUCAUUCUUGCUUCCGGUAUGAUGCAAGUCUUGAACAGCACCAUCGGAUCCUCAAUACCUAGCGGUGCCAUCGAGUAUAUUGCCAAAGACUUCAAUGUCACCGACCAGGAAAAACUAGUACUUCCUAUCUCCCUUUUCCUCGUUGGCUACGUCCUGGGGCCCCUUCUAUAUGGGCCUCUUUCUGAGCAGUUCGGUCGUCGUCCGCCGGUGGUUAUCGGAUAUGUCUUGUUCUGCAUAUUUUCCAUGGCUUGCGCAUUGGCCCCGUCCAUGCCAGCCCUACUUGUGUUCAGACUGCUGAAUGGCAUGGCGGCAGCCGCACCAAUCGCCGUCGUGUCUGGCGUCUAUGCUGAUAUUAACAACGACCCAACAAAGCGAGGAAGAACUAUGGCUUGGUAUAUGGCUUGCACUGCCGUCGGUCCUAUCAUUUCCCCAUUCAUGUCCGGCUUCAUCUCAAAAGUCAGUUGGCGCUGGGCCUUUUGGUUGAGCCUUAUUAUCGCUGGUGCUUCUUUUCCAUGCGUAGUCUUUUUCCCAGAGACAUAUGCCCCAGUUUUGCUGCAGCGCCGCGCACGUAAGUUGCGCAAGGAAACCGGCAAUAAAGGGAUUGUUGCUCCCUUGGAUCUUAUACCCCAUGAUCUUCGAGCGACAGUGACUGUUACUCUGACAAGGCCACUUCGCAUGAUUAUCAAGGAGUACAUGGUGUCUUUGACUUGUUUCUACCUCGCUCUUGCAUAUGCAAUUUUCUACUUGUAUUUCCAAGCCUAUCCAUUGAUAUUUGAAGGAAUUUAUGGAAUGAGUCCCGGUAUCGCCGGUCUGACGUAUCUUCCUAUUGCUGUCGGAUGUUUCUUAGCCUGCGGAAUCUUCAUUUGGUAUGACGGUUAUCUCGCACGUGCCAAGGCUCGCGGCGCUGCUUGGGCGCAGAACGAAGACUAUAGGCGCCUACCACUGGCCUGCAUUGGAGGGCCUCUUUAUGUGGUCUCAUUAUUCUGGCUCGGCUGGACAGCCUCACCUAAUAUCCACUGGGCUGUACCGAUGACUUCUGGCGUCAUCUUCGGACUGGCCUACGAAUUGAUUUUCAUGGCUAUGCUUAAUUAUCUCUCGGAUGCAUAUGAAACCUUCGCAAAUAGUGCGCAAUCAGCGUCUAGCUGCUGUCGAAGUCUAUUUGGUGCUGUACUGCCGCUUGCUGCGAAGCCAAUGUUUAACCGCGUUGGAAUUGAUUGGGGUUGCAGCAUUAUCGCAUUCAUCAGCCUGGGCGUGUCUAUUAUUCCGUUUGCAUUUAUCUAUUUCGGAAAGCAGAUUCGGCAGAAUAGUAAGAUGUGCCAACACUUGCAGAUUUUGAAAGAAGAGGAAAGGAGAGCCUGGGAGGAGGCUGCUGCAUAUCAAUCGACUGUUCAUCCGACGGCGGAUGUUGAGAAGGGUCCAUCCGUUUCUGAAGAUGCCGUUACUCGAAACAACGUCGAUAAGGAGACUGUAUAG
Molecule: messenger RNA, 1611 nt
Organism: Talaromyces proteolyticus
Lineage: Eukaryota; Fungi; Ascomycota; Eurotiomycetes; Eurotiales; Trichocomaceae
Product: putative polyamine transporter
Exons: 5
Coding region: 1-1611 (536 amino acids)
Biological process (GO): transmembrane transport
Molecular function (GO): transmembrane transporter activity
Source: RefSeq, a predicted model, not a curated record